This is a messenger RNA of Lingula anatina, 1990 nucleotides long. Its product is annotated as beta-1,3-galactosyl-O-glycosyl-glycoprotein beta-1,6-N-acetylglucosaminyltransferase 4. Lineage: Eukaryota; Metazoa; Brachiopoda; Lingulata; Lingulida; Lingulidae. Gene Ontology annotation, cellular component: membrane. The record is from RefSeq and is a predicted model, not a curated record. Gene Ontology annotation, molecular function: acetylglucosaminyltransferase activity.
ACUGAAAUCGAGGCUCAGGUGUGCCAAAUGUGAACACUGGAUGUGUCGAAUCGGUUCAAGUUGCAAAGCAGUGUCCAUUGCUCACACAAGAGGAAGCCAUGAUGUAGGUCUUGGAGUAUAUUAAUCAUGGGUACUUUGAAAGACUUGUGAUAUCUUCCAGUCAUGAUGAAAACCCAAGCUUCCACUGACUAUGAGGCGUUUGUGUUACAUGGUACGGAACCAUCUGGGACGUUCAAUCCUAUCAGUUUGUAGACUUAUUUCACAUCCAUCGGAAUUUUUUUCUGAAGCCAGACAGAUGUUGGAAGCUGCCCGUCAUACCAACUUGAGAAAACUCCAAGCUUUAUUUGCAUGCCUCUGUAUCUUCUCUGUAUUUUCCUUUGUAUUGGUCUACUAUCUUGCCUACCAUGGCUGUGAUAGCCAUGUUCUAGUGUCCGUGACCUGUGACUGGGUGAUCACAUCCAUGAUUAAACAUGAGAUGGUCGAUUUACGCAUUCCAGUAUCAUCGACUGCCAUGAUUGAUUGCGAGCCGCUCUUCAAUCGUGAUGCAGGACUGAUGGGACAGAUCAAAUCCUACAUGAUGUCCAAUCACAAGAGAGCAGCGACUCCAUACUUCUAUAUUAAAGCCACAGAAAACUGUCAAAUUUUUAGAAAAGAAAUGGGCUACAAUGGCAUGGCUACUCUCUCAACACAAGAAGAGAAGGAUUUCCCCCUGGCUUUCAGUAUCAUGACAUAUAAAGACAUUGAGCAAGUGGAAAGGCUGCUGAGAAUGCUAUACAGGCCACAGAACUACUACUGCAUUCAUGUCGACAUGAAGUCCUCGUACACAUUCUACAGGGCACUGUUGGGGAUUGCAAGCUGCUUCAGUAAUGUAUUUGUGGCGUCUAAGCGUGUAGACGUGGCCUGGGGGGAGUACACAGUUUUGGAGGGAGACCUCGUGUGUAUGAGAGAUUUAUUGACGUACACAAAAUGGAAAUAUAUUAUCAACCUCACAGGGCAGGAGUUCCCACUGAAGACCAAUGCUGAGAUGGUGAAGAUUCUGAAAGUAUUCAAUGGUGCAAAUAAUUUGGAAGCCACAGUUAGAAAGCGGGACAUGUCCCGAAUCAAUUACCACUAUGAUGGGAUAGAAAGAACAACCGUUAGGAAGAGUCCUCCACCUCAUAACAUCACAGCAGUGAAAGGUUCUGUACACAUUCUUGCCUCAAGAGGUUAUGUGGACUACAUCAUUAACAGUAAAAUAGCUAACGAUUUCCUGGAGUGGGUGAAAGACACUGGGUACCCGGAUGAGACUUUUUUCUCCACAAUGAAUCACAAUCCUCAUCUCAAGGUCCCAGGAUCUUAUCUAGGUGAACCUGAGACGAAUCCUAAAAUUUACCCUUUCCUGGCCCGCUACAAACUAUGGCGGUAUGAGAGGGACAGUUGGCGCUGUGGGGGAUACUGGCAAAGGAGCAUAUGUGUCUAUGGACUCUCCGAUCUCAGACAUCUGAUAUCUCGUAAAGAAUUCUUUGCAAAUAAAUUUGAACUGGAUUAUGAAUAUGUGGCUUUUGACUGCAUGGAAGAGUACAUAUUUAACCUUGCCAGGGAACAUCGGUACAGACCACAGAAAAUCAAUAUUAGCUACUAUGAAAAUUUGCCAUUUUAUAAAAAUGUCAUACUAUGAACUUGUACUGUGCUGAUUUCAAAGAGGUUGAUUAAUUAUAAUUGUAUAUACAAGAAAUGAUUUCCUCAAAGGCUGAAGAGAGAGAGAAAGGGCUUCCUGGGAUUUUAUCAUUUUUUAUUAUCUUUUGCAUGCAGAGGUCCCCCCCUCCCCAUUUUCAAAGCCUGGAUGUACCAGCAUAACUGAGAUUUAUUAAUUAUUUACGAAUAGUUCAGAUAUAUUUUAUCAAGAAUAAAUUCUAUAAAAGAGACAAUAUGUUGUAGAAAGUAUCUUGACUUUUGGUUUUUAAUAAAGUGGACCUUUUUAUCAUAUUGUCUUAUUAAUAUAAAUACAGGA